GGUUAUAUAUGAAGCUUGCAGUGAGAGAGUAGAUCCCAGUUCCCCUGCGAAUCCCCUUAUUUAUUCCCUAUAGGCUGUUCCUCCGGUUCCUCUGGAUUGAAGUUAAUUGCAGAAGGAAAUUUGCCAAUCGCCUUGCGUUGCUCGUGAUCAACCCCAAUUCCUGCCUGAUUUCACCUUGUAAUACUGGAGCCUCUCAAUCGGGUUUAGUGCUGGUCUAGUCUCGACGUCACGAACGAGACUCUAGAGUUGCAACCAAAGCAUUUCAUUUCCAGCCCAACUCGCUCCACUCUCCCUCCCCAGCCUUCAAAGGGGAAAAAGUACCCAAAAGCCCACUCCUUUCCCACCCCGGCUCAAGUGAAGGAAAUUCGAAAGUGUCAUUGAUCCAUCUACUUCAUCGGCUCUCAAGCGUGGUUCCUUACCUUCAUCACCACUCACCCACCUUUCCACUGCGGACCAUCUCGUGUCUCGAUCUCGGACCCGUUGCAUUGCCCACCCUCUCGCCUUGAUUCCUCUUCCGUCGCAUCCCGUUGCGCCCUCUGACACACGUCACUCCUGCGCAAAGAAAUCUCUUGAAAGCUACCGCCUCGUCCGAUUCGCAGCCAAUCUCGGCGGCUUUCUUCUCUAUUCCUUCGUUUCAUCCCUUGUGUCUAACAUUUCGCACUCGGACAAUUCGCCAUGCAUCGCACCUAUUCUAUGCGCCAGUCGCGCCUGCCGACGGCCUCGCAGAUUGAGAAUCCUCCUCCGCCAUUGUCUUCCACCAAGACAAACAGAAUCUUUGGAAAGGGCGGUUUUGGCCAUGCCUUGCGCAAGAACACGGCUGGCGCCUUCGGGCCUGACCUCGCCAGAAAACUCUCCCAAUUGGUGAAGAUGGAGAAGAACGUCAUGCGCAGCAUGGAGAUGGUCUCUAGGGAGCGUAUGGAAACUGCUCAACAACUCUCCAUCUGGGGUGAAAACUGCGACGAAGAUGUUUCCGAUGUCACCGACAAGCUGGGCGUCUUGCUCUACGAGAUUGGCGAAUUGGAAGAUCUCUUCGUCGACCGCUAUGACCAGUACCGUGUCACCAUCAAGAGCAUCCGCAACAUUGAGGCUUCUGUUCAGCCCAGCCGCGACCGCAAGCAGAAGAUCACCGAUGAGAUUGCUAAGCUCAAGUACAAGGACCCCAACUCUCCCCGCAUCGUCGUUCUGGAGCAAGAGCUUGUCCGUGCCGAGGCCGAAUCCCUCGUGGCUGAAGCCCAGCUCUCCAACAUCACUCGUGAGAAGCUCAAGGCAGCCUUCCAGUACCAGUUCGAUGCGCUCAGGGAGCAUUGCGAGAAGGUGGCCCUCAUCGCUGGUUACGGCAAGCACCUCUUGGACCUGGUUGAUGACACGCCGGUUACUCCCGGCGAAACUCGCCAUGCCUAUGAUGGAUAUGACGCCAGCAAAGCUAUCAUCCAAGACUGUGAGGAAGCCCUUGCCAACUGGGUUACCUCCAAGGCAUCGGUCAAGCCCACUCUCUCGCAGCGCUCGCGCACCCUGUCCCAGCGUCACCGUGAGACCCUCAAGGGCCGUGAAGGCGUCGAUCUUUCCGGACAGGACCAGCCCAUGGGCCGUGACUCUUGGGUACCCGCGGAUCAGCAUGCGACCUACCAGCACGAGGUAGAGGACGGUGAGGAAGUGGCCAGCACCGUGGAUGGAGAGUCGCGGGGUCGAGAAGAGGAGCGGGAGCCCGUCACGGUGUCUGUUUAAAAUAGGAUGAGAAAGUGGUGAAGACCAGUUUACCUUGGUGGAUCAUGUACGCUCUUUGAGACCGCCAGAGUACUGAUCGAUUCUCUCAUCUUUGUCUCUAUAUUUGCGGUUUGAGAUUCCCGCUUGUUAUGUUGUUGUUCUUCCUUGAUGCCUUUUGUGUUUCUUUACCCCUAACGAGUUUCCUGUUACCUUACGAUUAAUUCAACCCCUGACGACGCAUGUCCCGACCCUAAUAUCGAGACAUUCUCCUGUUGGUGAAGGAAUUGGAAUCCUACACGAGCGGUGAAAAAUGUUCGCGAUCCAAGGAGACAUAGCCGGGUCAAAGGGGAACUUACUCUAUUGUCGAACUGAUUAAUGUAUUACUAUACCACCUGCGAGGAGGAUGGGGACAGAAAGAAGGGGAGAGAAGGAGAGAGAGAGAGUAUCUAUAGUUGAUGCAUUCCUUGAGUUCGUCUCGUGCUCGUGGUUUGAAUCCGUGUGUUUUGGGAUAGGAGUAGGUACUUAAUGAACUUGUUAAUGAGCUGUGCAAUGGCCUGCAUUCGAUCCAAUUCUAUUAAACAAGUC
Molecule: messenger RNA, 2289 nt
Organism: Aspergillus welwitschiae
Lineage: Eukaryota; Fungi; Ascomycota; Eurotiomycetes; Eurotiales; Aspergillaceae
Product: Eisosome component PIL1/LSP1 family protein
Exons: 4
Coding region: 676-1725 (349 amino acids)
Biological process (GO): endocytosis; negative regulation of protein kinase activity; eisosome assembly
Cellular component (GO): plasma membrane; eisosome filament
Molecular function (GO): lipid binding
Source: RefSeq, a predicted model, not a curated record